This is a messenger RNA of Nicotiana tabacum (common tobacco), 2195 nucleotides long. Its product is annotated as calcium-dependent protein kinase 13. NCBI's taxonomy places the organism in Eukaryota, Viridiplantae, Streptophyta, Magnoliopsida, Solanales, Solanaceae. The record is from RefSeq and is a predicted model, not a curated record. Gene Ontology annotation, molecular function: calcium ion binding; protein kinase activity; ATP binding. Gene Ontology annotation, biological process: protein phosphorylation.
AAAAAUACAUUUCCCAUUACAAAAACACCAAAACGACACCAUACGCAUCACUAAUUGCAGUCCCACCCCUCCACCUCGAACCUUCCUUUCUUCUCCACAUAACUGUGAGCUCACUGAUGCAUUCACAUUUUGCUAUUCUCCUCUGUUAUAGCUACGGUUUCGCACUUCAAUCAUGUGAAACCCUAGCUAAGUUAUAGCUCUACAGAAAUGGGGAAUUGCUGCAUAUCUCCGGCAGCAGUAGCGACAGAAGACGUAAAAUCAUCAAACUACUCCGGCCACGAUCACCGCCGGAAAGAAAACUCCGGCGCCGGAAAAAACCAAAAACCAAUCACCGUACUAGCCGACGUAAAGAAAUCGAAUAUCGAGGAAAUAUACUUAGUUGAUAGAGAAUUAGGAAGAGGUGAAUUCGGAAUAACCUACCUCUGUACCGAUCGUAACAGCAGUGAAAUUUUGGCUUGCAAGUCGAUUUCGAAGCGAAAACUUAGAACAUCUGUUGAUAUAGAGGAUGUAAGGCGAGAAGUGGCUAUAAUGAAGCAUUUGCCGUUAGAUUCCAGCAUUGUGAGAUUUAAGGAAGCUUGUGAGGAUGAGAAUGCGGUGCAUUUGGUUAUGGAGUUGUGCGAAGGCGGCGAGCUGUUUGAUAGGAUAGUGGCAAGGGGGCAUUACACGGAGCGUGCUGCUGCGGCUGUCAUGCGGACGGUUGUGGAAGUGGUGCAGCUUUGUCAUAAGAAUGGUGUGAUUCAUCGAGACUUGAAACCUGAGAACUUUUUGUUUGCUAAUAAAAAGGAGAAUUCGCCACUUAAGGCUAUUGAUUUUGGUUUGUCCAUAUUCUUCCAGCCAGGUGAGAGGUUUUCUGAAAUUGUUGGAAGCCCUUAUUAUAUGGCUCCGGAGGUGCUCAGGCGAAACUAUGGACCAGAAAUAGAUAUAUGGAGUGCAGGAGUCAUUAUGUAUAUUUUGUUAUGUGGAGUUCCUCCCUUUUGGGCUGAAUCUGAACAAGGUGUUGCUCAGGCCAUCUUACGUGGAGCAAUAGAUUUCAAGCGUGAACCCUGGCCGAGUAUUUCAGAGACUGCUACAAAUCUUGUACAACAAAUGUUGGAGCCAGAUCCAAAGCUUCGACUAACUGCUAAACAAGUACUUGAACAUCCUUGGCUUCAAAAUGCUAAGAAGGCUCCUAAUGUUCCUCUUGGAGAUGUUGUCAAAUCAAGACUUAAGCAGUUUUCAAUGAUGAAUAGGUUUAAGAGGAAAGCUCUGAGGGUGAUUGCUGAUUUCUUGUCUAAUGAAGAAGUUGAAGACCUCAAAGAAAUGUUUAGCAAGAUAGAUACUGAUAAUAACGGUAUUGUUUCAGUUGAGGAACUAAAAGCCGGGCUUCAAAAAUUCAAUUCACAGCUGGCAGAAUCUGAAAUACAGAUGCUUAUUCAAGCAAUUGAUACCAACGGCAAGGGGACCCUGGACUAUGGGGAAUUUAUUGCCGUUUCUCUCCAUCUUCAAAGGAUGGCAAAUGAUGAACAUUUGCACAAGGCUUUCUCCUACUUUGAUAAGGAUGGCAAUGGAUAUAUUGAACCACAUGAGCUUCAAGAUGCACUGAUGGAGGAUGGGGCAAGUGACUGCACCAACAUUGUGAAUGACAUUUUACAGGAGGUUGAUACGGACAAGGAUGGCUGCAUUAGCUAUGAAGAAUUUGUAGCCAUGAUGAGAACUGGGACAGAUUGGAGAAAGGCUUCUCGACAUUAUUCAAGGGGGAGAUUUAAUAGUCUAAGUGUGAAGCUAAUGAAGGAUGGGUCACUCAACUUGGGGAAUGAGUAAAGUUUAUGCUGGUCGCUCUUUCAUUCAUCAUAAUUAAGUACUCGAUCAGAUUCUUCUAUAUCAUAUCUUCAUUGUUUGUGGGGUUCCCUUUAGACAAUUGGCUUGCCAGUGACAAGAAGAGGCGGCUUCACCUGGUUAACCAAAAGUUUCAAAUUGUUAAUUUAGUAAACCAAAUAGUUUUUUAGCCAUUGGGUACAUAAGUGUGAUUCCGCUCUCUACCUCUGAGUUGUCUUGUUCUCAAAAUCAAGAAAAUGCGGAAAAUAUUUACCCUACAGCAUAAUUGGGAAAAGAAAUGUGCUAGUCUUGUUUCACCCUUUCUGUACUUAUCAUUUUCAAGGACUUGGACUGUUUAUACAAAUAUUUGGGUUGAAAUGCCGUGUGUAGGUAUUAUCUGA